AUGACCUACUUGAGAGUAAUAGUGAAGAAUGCUGAUCAGGAUCUGUCAGAGAAGUUGGAUGAGGAGGGCUGGAGAGCGGACUUUAUACCCGUCAACACGGUCAACUGCAGCGAGGAGGCAAACAUGCAAUGCAUGCAUUCCAGCCGUGCCUUAGGGAUACGAGAGUCUCCGAAGGAUAAAGACAUGGAUAUGAGGGAUAUUCAACAGUCCCUGGCAUGGGCCUGGACUUUCAUGGACGACAAGGAUGCAUCAAUGGUGGUCAAUGGCGGUUAUAACCGGAAUGCUCCUAUUCUUAGACCUUAG
Messenger RNA from Aspergillus pseudoviridinutans, 303 nucleotides. RefSeq lists its product as uncharacterized. Bases 1 to 303 code for a protein of 100 amino acids. NCBI's taxonomy places the organism in Eukaryota, Fungi, Ascomycota, Eurotiomycetes, Eurotiales, Aspergillaceae. The transcript has 2 exons. The record is from RefSeq and is a predicted model, not a curated record.